Thalassophryne amazonica is the source of this 579-nucleotide messenger RNA. RefSeq names its product cytochrome c oxidase subunit 6A, mitochondrial. Gene Ontology annotation, biological process: mitochondrial electron transport, cytochrome c to oxygen. Lineage: Eukaryota; Metazoa; Chordata; Actinopteri; Batrachoidiformes; Batrachoididae. Bases 156 to 458 code for a protein of 100 amino acids. Gene Ontology annotation, molecular function: enzyme regulator activity. The record is from RefSeq and is a predicted model, not a curated record. Gene Ontology annotation, cellular component: mitochondrial inner membrane. The transcript is spliced from 4 exons.
GCCCAAAUAUAAACCUCUGCUGGCACCAGACUUGGUUAAGGAGGAGUCUGACACACUGGGCUGAGCUUAGGACGGACUGAAGGACAAACACGUAGAAAGGAGCAGAAAAGUCAAUAAAAUCGGAGGAAAACCCGAACACUGGCUGCAUAAACACGAUGUCUGUUGCUGCUUUGGCUACACGUCGGCUUCUCGCUGCAGCGUCACAUUCCAGCCACGAGGGAGGAGCAAAGACCUGGAAGAUCCUGACCUUCACGUUGGCCCUUCCUGGUGUUGGCGUCUGCAUGGUUAACGCUUACAUGAAGAUGCAGGAGAAGUCACACGAACCUGCCGAAUUUGUUCCUUUCCCUCACCUGCGUCUUCGCACCAAGAAAUUUCCGUGGGGCGAUGGAAACCACAGUCUGUUCCACAACUCACACACCAACCCUCUGCCUGACGGUUAUGAGAACGGCCAUCACUGAGGCGAACGGACUUGGCCUGCACUAUGCUUAACUUGACCGACUCGGUGGCCCAGCAACGCUGCUCUCAAGUCACCAAUAAAUCCAAUUUGUGCUGUCACGCUGAGCAGCUUCUUGUUUCUGA